This is a messenger RNA of Tetrapisispora phaffii CBS 4417, 591 nucleotides long. RefSeq names its product Yet3p (gene YET3). The transcript has a single exon. Gene Ontology annotation, cellular component: endoplasmic reticulum membrane; endoplasmic reticulum. Bases 1 to 591 code for a protein of 196 amino acids. Gene Ontology annotation, biological process: endoplasmic reticulum to Golgi vesicle-mediated transport; intracellular protein transport. The record is from RefSeq and is a predicted model, not a curated record. Lineage: Eukaryota; Fungi; Ascomycota; Saccharomycetes; Saccharomycetales; Saccharomycetaceae.
AUGUCAUUAUACAAUAACUUGGUGUUCAUUAUAUUAUUGAGCGAAAUAGUGGCUUUUACUAUCCUAUCGUUGCCAUUGCCAUCAAAGGUUCGUAGACCUUUGACGUUGACAAUCAUUAAACCGUUCCAAAAUCAAAAGGUGCAGACUAUAAUCAAAUGUGUUAUUGUAUUCAUUCUAAUAUUAUUCGUUGAUUCGAUAAAUAAAGUCUACAAAGUUGAAUUGGAAUUGAAAGCUCAUUCCAUCACUGGUUCUGUCGUUCAAACCUCCACAAGUACAGAUAGAGUAGAAAUACAUUCAAGAAAAUUUUUGGCUCAAAGGAAUAUGUAUUUAACGGGUAUUACACUAUUUUUAUCAUUUGCGGUCGUGAGAGCUUUCAAUUUAGUUACUGAGUUAUUGAAAUUAAAAGAAAAAUAUCAAAAGUCUGAGGAUAAAGCUUCAUUGGAACAUUUAAAGGGUGAUGAAAAAGAAUUUUUAACUAAGAAAGGAGAUGAAAAAGACGUUGAAGAAAUUAAGCUAUUGAUUGAAAAGAAAAACAAUGAAAUAAAGAGAUUGAAAGAAAAAGCUCUUGCUUUACAAGCAGAAAUCAAAUAA